UUUUUUUUUUCAUUGCUUUUUUUAUUAAAAUAUUAUUUUUCCUUCUCUUUUUUUCUUUGUAAUUGUUGUUAUGACUAUGCUUACGAAGCCAAGACAAAUCAUUGAUCCUAAACCUGUUAGAACAUCUACACGUAAUAGAAAAGUUAGAGUAAAGAUACCCUUACAUGUAGAUAGUAGUAGCGAUGAAGACGAUGAGAUCAAUAUAGAAAGCGAUAGUGAUGAGGACGAAGAAUUUCAACUAAAAAAGAAAAUAAUAAAAAAACAACAAUUAACAAAGAAAAGACCUAUUAGUGAUAGUGAUGAUAAUGAUUCUGAUUACAUGAGUGAUCAAGAAGAUCAUGUUCACAAAAAAACUAGAACAGUAUUAAAAUCUAUUUCUAAUCCUUCUAUUCGCAAGCUACCUUUACCACUUUCACGAGUCAAUAAAAAUUACGAUGCAAAAGCUGUUUUAAGUCGAAAAUUUAAAGUACCUUCUAUGAUACCUAAAUCAACAGAUGGCAAGCCAGCACCUAUUUUACCACAGUCCAAUGAAUUUGGUGAAAAAAAGACAUUAGGUAUUCGAAGAAGGGCAGGCCAUAUGAUGAGAGCACUUUAUGAUCAUACAGCUGAAGAUGCUAUAGUUCUCUGGGAUCCUGACAACCAGCCUAUUCAAGAAGAGAUAAAGAUUACAACCGAUAAACCUAAAAAGAAGGGUAAAUCAUUAGCUGAAAUUCUAGGUCUUAAAAAAGAAGAAAGGAAGCUUGGACAUGUUGUAGUUGAUCCUGCUUUAGGUAGAGUACUUCGACCACAUCAGAUAGAGGGUGUCAAGUUCUUAUACCAAUGUACUACUGGUAAAGUUUAUCCUGAUGCCUAUGGUUGUAUUAUGGCAGAUGAAAUGGGAUUAGGCAAAACUCUUCAAUGUAUUACACUUGUUUGGACAUUACUUCAACAGUCAGAAGAAAUCGGUAAACCCACUGUUCAAAAGGCAAUCAUUACAUGUCCUUCAAGUCUUGUUAAAAACUGGGCAAAUGAAUUUGUUAAAUGGCUUGGUGCAACUCGUGUUCAACCUUUAACAGUGGAUAAUGGAGGAAGUAAAGAAAAAAUUGCAUCUGUCAAAAGAUGGGGAGCAAGUCAAGGCAAGAAUUCAAUCCUUAUCAUUUCCUAUGAAAGUUUAAGAGCCUAUACAAAAUACUUGCAAAAAUGUCAAAUUGGUAUUUUGUUAUGUGAUGAAGGACAUCGAUUGAAAAAUCGAGAUUCAAAACUUUUUCAAGAAUUGAACAGUUUACAAGUGCAAAGGAGAGUAAUUCUUUCGGGCACACCUAUCCAAAAUGAUUUAAGUGAAUACUAUGCUCUAUUAGACUUUGCCAAUCCUGGCUUAUUAGGAACACCAAAUGAAUUUAGACGUAACUAUGAAAACCCUAUCUUAAGAGGUAGAGAUGCUGAUGCUUCUGAAAAGGAAAGGGAAAUUAGUGAUGAAAAAGUAGCCGAAUUUUGGAAUAUUGUGUCCAAAUUUACAAUUCGAAGAACAAAUGAUAUCUUGACAAAAUAUUUACCAACUAAAUAUGAGCAUGUUGUCUUUUGCAAGUUAGCUCCUCUACAAGAAGCAUUAUAUAAUAUCUUCAUAACGUCGUCAGAAAUUAAAAAUUUGUUGAAAGGCCAAGGAUGUCAAGCAUUAAAAAAUAUUACCUUUUUAAAGAAAUUAUGUAAUCAUCCUAAUUUAUUGAAUCUUCCAGAAGAUUUAGAGGGAAGUAAAGCUGUUUUACCAUCUAAUUAUACAAAUGGUAACAAUGGUAAGAUUGAUCCUUCCUUCUCGGGUAAAUUUAUGGUGCUUGCACGUAUGCUUGCAAAGAUUAAGAAGGAAACUAAAGAUAAAAUUGUUCUUAUUAGUAAUUAUACACAAACUUUAGAUUUAUUUGAAACCUAUUGUAAACAGAAUCAAUAUGGUGUACUUCGUUUGGAUGGUUCAAUGAAUAUUACAAAACGACAAAAGCUUGUAGAUCAAUUCAAUAAUCCUGAAGGAGAAGAAUUUGUAUUUCUUUUGAGUAGUAAAGCAGGUGGUUGUGGUUUGAACUUAAUUGGUGCUAAUCGUCUUGUAUUAUUUGAUCCUGAUUGGAACCCUGCAGCAGAUCAACAAGCUUUAGCACGUGUCUGGAGAGAUGGGCAAAAGAAGGAUUGUUUUAUUUAUCGUUUUAUUGCCACAGGUACAAUUGAAGAAAAGAUCUUUCAACGUCAAUCUCAUAAACAAUCACUGUCAAAUUGUGUUGUUGAUGAAGCUGAUAUGGAAAGACAUUUCUCUGUAGCUGAUAUGCGACAACUUUUUACAUUACAUACUAAAAGUGAUAGUGAGACACAUGAUACAUUUAAAUGCAAGCGCUGUAUUCAAGGUAAGCAGCAUACGCCUGCAGAAACUAUGAGUUAUGGUGAUUCUAGUACAUGGAAUCACUAUGAUAAAGAUUUACGACGUUUACCAGAUCCUAUCCUGAUUUCAGAAGCACAAAAAGGAAUUGUUUCUUAUGUAUUUCAAUAUAUUUCUCAUAUGAAAUAAUUAUAUCACUUAUAUAUCUGCUGUUAAUAAUUUGUAUAUAUAAAGCAACACACAUAAUCAUUACUUACAUAUAAUAAUAUCGCACACUUAAUAUUAUAAAAAAGCAUAAAAUAAAUAAAAAAUGUACAGAAAGAAAAGCCAGGGAUAUAGUUUUAUCCUAUAGUGUAU
Molecule: messenger RNA, 2692 nt
Organism: Cokeromyces recurvatus
Lineage: Eukaryota; Fungi; Mucoromycota; Mucoromycetes; Mucorales; Mucoraceae
Product: P-loop containing nucleoside triphosphate hydrolase protein
Exons: 4
Coding region: 320-2524 (734 amino acids)
Biological process (GO): reciprocal meiotic recombination; double-strand break repair via synthesis-dependent strand annealing
Cellular component (GO): nucleus
Molecular function (GO): ATP binding; DNA translocase activity; ATP-dependent chromatin remodeler activity
Source: RefSeq, a predicted model, not a curated record